GGAGGCGGUGCCGACACUGAGACAUUCGUAACGCGGCGAGUGGCGACACAGGACCGGGGCGAAAAAUUUCCACGAGUAGCCUACAAUACAGAGGAAAAAGACGGCGAUAUAUAAUCUAUGUUAGCACGACACAAAUAUCAGUACUUUAGUGUCAAAUCUGAGAAGCGAGACAUAGCAUAUGUAAAGGUUUGACUGUGGACAGGGCUGGGGACUACUGAUACUCAACGGUUUAAACCAGGUUUGCGGAAGACGAAUCAUUUCAGAACCUCGGACAGUGUGCAAGACAUCAUGGCUCCCGUUGUCGCGGAACAAGCGCAGUUUGCGGAGCUCCCAGUGGCAGUGGGCGUGGUCAGUGUGUUCGGCCUGGUCUUCAGCGUCUCGCUCUUCUCCUGGAUCUGCUGCCAGCGGAAAAACGCCAAGUCCGCCAAGACCCCACCGUACAGGUUUGUGCACAUGCUGAAGGGCGUGGACAUCUACCCAGAGGGCCUGAGCGGCAAGAGGAAGUUUGGGGCGAGUGAAGCCAAGGGCGACGCCCACCACGCCAAGGCCACGCCCAGCCCCACGGGCACCCGACCCGCCCUCCACCUGGACCUGAACGGGAACUUCUCCAAACCCGCCCACCCCGCCCCGAAGGUCCGCAGCUCCCCCGACCUGCACCCCUCCUCCCCCCACCCCGGGCCGGGCACCCCCGAGAGCGCCCUGUCCACCCCGGCCCCCACCCCGGCCGAGAAGCCCCAGGACCGGGAGGGCGGGCUGGGCAGGCUCUUCUUCUCCCUGGAGUACAACCUGGAGAAGAAGGCCUUCGUAGUGCACAUCCAGGAGGCUCAGGGCCUGUGCGCCACUGACGACCAGUCCCUGACCUCCGACCCCUACAUCAAGCUGACCAUCCUGCCGGAGAAGAAGCACAAGGUGAAGACGAGGGUGCUGAGGAAGACUCUGGACCCGGCCUUCCAGGAGACCUUCAGCUUCUACGGCAUCCCCUUCGCCCGCCUGCCCCAGCUGGCACUGCACUUCAUGGUGCUGAGCUUCGACCGCUUCUCCCGCGACGAGGUCAUCGGCGAAACACUCGUCCCGCUGUCCGGCAUCGACCUGUCUGAGGGCCGCGUGCGCAUGCACCGCGACAUCAUCAAACGCAACCAGAAGAGGAGCACGGGCAGGGGGGAGCUCCUGCUAUCUCUGUGCUACCAGUCCACCACCAGCACUCUGACGGUGGUGGUGCUGAAGGCCCGUCACCUGCCCAAAACCGAGUCCAGUGGGCCCUCAGACCCGUACGUGAAGCUGAACCUGUACCAGGGGGCCAAACGCGUGUGCAAGAAGAAGACGCACGUGAAGAAGUGCUCCCCGAACCCGGUGUUUAACGAGCUGUUUGUGUUCGACGUGCCGUGGGAGGAGGGCCUGCGGCAGACCAGCGUGGAGCUGCUCCUGCUGGACUCCCCGUCCCCGGCCGCCAGCCCCGCCCCGGUCCUGGGGCGCCUCCUGCUGGCCGCCUCGGCACCCGGCACCCCCGGGGAGCACUGGCGCGAGAUCUGCGACCACCCCCGGAGACAGAUCGCCAAAUGGCACGCGCUGUCCGAGGACUAGCCCCGCCCCCGGCCCCGCCCCCGUCUCCCUGGCGACCGCAGCCGAGGAAC
Messenger RNA from Conger conger (European conger), 1631 nucleotides. It is a transcript of the gene syt4, whose product is annotated as synaptotagmin IV. Gene Ontology annotation, biological process: cellular response to calcium ion; regulation of dopamine secretion; regulation of calcium ion-dependent exocytosis. Bases 289 to 1581 code for a protein of 430 amino acids. The record is from RefSeq and is a predicted model, not a curated record. Gene Ontology annotation, molecular function: SNARE binding; clathrin binding; phosphatidylserine binding. The transcript is spliced from 4 exons. Lineage: Eukaryota; Metazoa; Chordata; Actinopteri; Anguilliformes; Congridae. Gene Ontology annotation, cellular component: synapse; membrane; axon.